Xenopus laevis (African clawed frog) is the source of this 2028-nucleotide messenger RNA. RefSeq names its product UDP glucuronosyltransferase 1 family, polypeptide A1 L homeolog (gene ugt1a1.L). Gene Ontology annotation, molecular function: glucuronosyltransferase activity; UDP-glycosyltransferase activity. NCBI's taxonomy places the organism in Eukaryota, Metazoa, Chordata, Amphibia, Anura, Pipidae. The transcript has 5 exons. The record is from RefSeq and is a predicted model, not a curated record. Gene Ontology annotation, cellular component: endoplasmic reticulum membrane; membrane. Bases 101 to 1672 code for a protein of 523 amino acids.
UGGUUUCUGAAACCGAGCUACCUUUCUUGGCGAGACUUUGUAUAGUGAGGGAACUGCUUUAAUCAUAUAGUGGGGAAAGAGCUGGAGAUUUCAACUGAAAAUGCCUCCUUCAAUCCUGUUACUCAUUAUUUUCGGGGUCGUUUGUUUGCUGGAAUUCCCUGGACUAACUGAGGGUGGUAAACUGCUAGUUAUCCCACAGGACACCGAUGUCUGGCUGGACAUGCACUCUAUGGUAACUAAACUUAAGAAAAAUGGGCAUGAGAUUGUGGUGGUAAUGCCCAAAAAUAAUGAAAUUUCCCAUUUAUCUAAAGACUUUAUAAUGAAGACAUAUCCAGUCCCUGCCCUUGAUCCUGAGCUCCAGAUUAAUUUAGAACCCACAGAACCACUCUCUCUGCUGAGUUGUUUUUUCAGCACUAUUAGCAUAGAGUAUAGAAGGUUGAGAUAUACAACAUCAAUCCUUAGUAAUACCUGCCAGCAUCUACUGGAUGACCAAGAAUUGGUCAGAUACCUGGAGAGAAGCUCAUUUGAUGCUGUGGUCAUAGAUCCUUGGUUCCCCUGUGGGCCGAUUCUUGCAGAGCACCUCUCUCUUCCAUCCAUUUAUGUGAUGCCAGGAUUUCCAUGUGGAUGGGACUACACAGCCACUCGUUGCCCAAAAUCUCCCUACCAAAGCCAGCACUAUGGUCAGAUGGACUUUACCCAGCGUAUGAAAAACCUUCUGGUUGAGUCAUUGGAAUACAUUGCCUGCCAGGAAAUAAAGGCAGAGUACACAAGGAUGGCUUCCCAAUUUCUGCACAAACAUGUGAACAUUCUGCAGGUUCUUAGUCAGGCUGAAUUAUGGCUCUUCAGAUAUGAUUUUGUGGUGGAAUCUGCUAAGCCAGUGAUGCCAAAUAUGAUGUUUAUAGGAGGAGAAACUUGCAAGGAGAAGGAGAAUUUACCCCACGAGUUUGAAAAGCUGGUUAACAGCUCUGGAGAACAUGGAUUUGUCGUGUUUUCGUUGGGAUCCAUGGUGUCUGAAAUUCCCAUAAAUAAAGCCACGGAUAUAGCAGAAGCUCUGAAAUCCAUUCCUCAGCAGGUUUUGUGGAGGUACACAGGAAAAACACCCCCAAAUCUGGGAGAGAACACCCAUCUAGUGAAGUGGCUGCCACAGAAUGAUCUGCUUGCUCAUCCUAAAGCUCGUGCCUUCAUCACUCACGCUGGAUCACAUGGGAUUUAUGAGGGAAUCUGUAAUGCCGUCCCCAUGGUUAUGCUGCCAUUGUUUGGGGACCAGAUGGAUAAUGCAAAACGCAUUGAAUCUCGCGGAGCAGGAUUGACUCUCAAUGUGCUGCAUAUGACUUCUGAGGACCUCAGCAAUGCAGUCAAAGCUGUCAUAAACAAUCCAGUUUACAAGGAGAACAUUCAGCGUUUGUCCUCUCUGCACCUGGACAGACCAGUUCAUCCCCUGGAUCUCGCUGUGCACUGGGUGGAGUUUGUUAUGAGACACAAAGGUGCACCCCACCUGCGUCCGGCCGCUCACGAUUUAAAUUGGUUUCAGUAUUACUCUCUGGAUGUUAUUGGCUUCCUAAUGUUUUUCCUGCUCACCACAUUGUUCAUCAGCUUAAAGUGCUGCACUUUUGUCUUUCGCCGUUGCUGUAAAAGGAGUUCAAAGCAAAAACCUAAAUCCAAGUCUCAGUAGAAUUGUCACAUUUCCAUAUUAUAUUGGUGGAACAUGUUACUUGUCCUGCUGAAACACAAAUUCUAACACAGCACUGGGCUUUUCAUCAGCUCUCUCAAACGUACUUUCUGCAGUAGCAGUAUGGAACACAGCAGUUCAACCCAUCUUUUGAAUAUACAAGAGAGACUAUACCCAAACACUAGUGUGUAGUAAUGUUACCUUCUUUGAUUUAUAUUGCAAAUAUGAAUUGUUUUUGCAAGGGCUUUAUCAUAUAGGAUUAAUAACUGUGGUGUGCUUAGCUAGUUUAUAUAAUUUAUUCUUGAUGUUUGUAUAUAGCUAGCUAUCCUGUAGGUUAAUAAAAUAUGUUUGGUUAAAAA